AUAUUGCCCCCUUGUUUGCAGUUAAGAAAACUACCAGUAAAAUCUUUCAGCACUAAACCCUUUAUGAAUUCAAUAAUGAGGAGAGAACUUUGCAUUGCUGAGCUUGAAGUUCCAGGAAAAAAGUCAUUAGUUGUUGCCACUAGCCAUCUAGAGAGUCCUUGUCCAGCACCUCCAAAAUGGGAUCGGAUGUUCAGCAAGGAACGUGUGGAUCAGGCAAAGGAGGCCAUCAACCUUCUCAAGAAGAACUCAAAUGUGAUUUUUUGUGGUGACAUGAACUGGGGCGAUAAGUUGGAUGGUCAGUUUCCUUGCCCUGAUGGAUGGGUUGAUGCCUGGGUAGAGUUGAAGCCAGGGGACGAUGGAUGGACAUAUGAUACCAAAUCCAACCAAAUGUUGUCCGGCAAUUUUCCAUUGCAAAAGAGACUGGAUCGAUUCAUAUGCAGUCUGCGUGAUUUCAAGAUCAGUAAAAUUGACAUGGUUGGUAAGGAGGCAAUACCUGGGUUAUCAUAUAUCAAGGAGAAGAAAGUGAGAAGAGAGGUAAAGAUGUUGGAGCUUCCUGUCUUGCCUAGUGAUCAUUAUGGUGUGCUUUUAACAAUAUCAGGUCUGUAAAGUCAAGUGACGAUUUUAGCUGGAUGAUAAGGAUUGCAUGUAUUGGACGUUAUGGAUCGAAAUGAUAUGAACUGUUUCUUGUUACUGCAACGUUAACUACAUUGUCAUCCCUAGUAUCAGUUUACGGAUUGCCCAGAAUUAUCUUAUUCAGUGAGUAUUGAAAGCUGAACUCAGUAUGUAAAUGAAUCAAUGUACAGAAAACUUGUAUAAAUGAAAUAAAAAUUGUAGCCUUUGAUUGA
Messenger RNA from Populus nigra (black poplar), 845 nucleotides. RefSeq lists its product as uncharacterized. Gene Ontology annotation, molecular function: single-stranded DNA binding; 5'-tyrosyl-DNA phosphodiesterase activity. Lineage: Eukaryota; Viridiplantae; Streptophyta; Magnoliopsida; Malpighiales; Salicaceae. The annotation marks the transcript as partial. The transcript has a single exon. Gene Ontology annotation, biological process: double-strand break repair. The record is from RefSeq and is a predicted model, not a curated record. Gene Ontology annotation, cellular component: cytoplasm; PML body.